Molecule: messenger RNA, 1879 nt
Organism: Hyaena hyaena (striped hyena)
Lineage: Eukaryota; Metazoa; Chordata; Mammalia; Carnivora; Hyaenidae
Gene: YJU2
Product: YJU2 splicing factor homolog
Exons: 8
Coding region: 129-1097 (322 amino acids)
Biological process (GO): mRNA splicing, via spliceosome
Cellular component (GO): U2-type catalytic step 1 spliceosome
Source: RefSeq, a predicted model, not a curated record
GGGAACGUGCGUAUGCUCCAACCAAUAAUAGAAUGGAGGAAGUGACGUCGACGGAAAUACAAGGGAAGUUCGGCAAACGCUGAGCCUGAGCAGCCCUCUGGCGUUUGUGGGUGGAGUAGGAGGCAAAGAUGUCGGAGCGAAAAGUUUUAAACAAAUACUACCCCCCCGACUUUGACCCGUCAAAGAUCCCCAAGCUCAAGCUCCCCAAAGACCGGCAGUACGUGGUGCGGUUGAUGGCUCCCUUCAACAUGAGGUGUAAGACGUGCGGAGAGUAUAUCUACAAGGGUAAGAAGUUCAACGCGCGGAAGGAGACGGUGCAGAACGAGGCCUACCUGGGUUUGCCCAUCUUCCGCUUCUACAUCAAGUGCACGCGGUGCUUGGCGGAGAUCACCUUCAAGACAGACCCAGAGAACACGGACUACAGCAUGGAGCACGGAGCCACCCGGAACUUCCAGGCGGAGAAGCUCCUGGAGGAGGAGGAGAAGCGGGUGCAGAAGGAGCGAGAGGACGAGGAGCUGAACAACCCCAUGAAGGUGCUGGAGAACCGAACCAAGGACUCCAAGCUGGAGAUGGAGGUGCUGGAGAACCUGCAGGAGCUGAAGGACCUGAACCAGCGGCAGGCGCACGUGGACUUCGAGGCCAUGCUGCGCCAGCACCGCCUGUCCGACGAGGAGCGGCAGCAGCAGCAGCAGGAGGAGGACGAGAGGGAGACCGCGGCCCUGGUGGAGGAGGCUCGGAAACGAAGGCUGUUGGAGGACUCGGAUUCCGAAGAGGACACGGCUGCCCCCGCGCCCCCACGCCUGGCCGCGAGGCCCAACCCCACCGCCAUCCUGGAGGAGGCUCCAAAAGCCAAGAGGAAGGCAGAGAGCUGGGACCGGAGCAUCGGCACCCUUGGCAGCAGGCCCCCGCUGUCGGGCCUAGUCGUGGUGAAGAAAACAGACCUGGGUCGCAGCACUGGGCAGGGCCAGGCAUCACCCACACAGGGCCCCGUGAAGACUGGGAAGGCGGCUGACCCUGCGCCCUGGACGCCUGGCACCUCCUCCCUGAGCCAGCUGGGGGCAUAUUCGGACAGUGAGGACAGCAGCGGCAGCAACUGAGACCCCUGCCCAAGCCUUUCUCCGGGUCAAGGUCACAUGUCCCUAGUCAGCUGCUGGUUGCCAGGAGGCCUUGGCACCAACCAGAGCCCUGAGCGGAUAAACACAAAUGACCUCAGGCUGGCGGGGCCAGCGGGGGCUUCCGCCACUGGACUCAGUUUCUCCCCCGGCCUCCCACCUACCAGCCGUCGGGGGCCUCGGGGUCCCCGGCUCACACUGCCGCCCUCCUGGCCCUCCCGGGGACUGUGGCCUCCCAGUACGGCCCUCGGCUGCCGGCAGGCCUUUGUGGAACUCCGCGGCCUGCCUUGGACGGCAGGGAGGGGCGGGCAGUGUUUGGGCCCCGCCCCCUUCGGCCCCGCCCACCCCGGUUAGCCCCGCCCCUCCUGCCGCAAACCCGGAAAACCAAUAAAAGGGUUGCUGCCUGGCCCCUGAGGACUGAGGACGGCCCUGGAGGCGCACGCGGAGCUGCUCCGGCCUCCUCGCCCUCGGAGGCCGGGACGUGAUGAGGGUGAUUUGUGGUGUAGAGAGCUGACGUGGUCACGUGACCCGGAGCCCCGGUUCCAAAGCCCGCGUCCUUGCGAGGCUGCCGGGUCUCGUCUUCAGAGCCCCCUGGUCGGCGGUCCUGGCUCCCCCCAGACCCCUUCACACCGCGACGCCCCCAGUCUCCUCCCUCCUCACGUGCGCGCGUACUCGCAUUUGAUAACGAGGCUUUGUGCUUCUCGCUGUCAGUUUGCCAGAUGAAAAGGCCUCACUUUUUUAUUAGAAAAAAUCUUUUUUAACGUUUA